Exophiala oligosperma is the source of this 2323-nucleotide messenger RNA. RefSeq lists its product as uncharacterized. Bases 122 to 1987 code for a protein of 621 amino acids. Gene Ontology annotation, biological process: intracellular protein transport. Lineage: Eukaryota; Fungi; Ascomycota; Eurotiomycetes; Chaetothyriales; Herpotrichiellaceae. The record is from RefSeq and is a predicted model, not a curated record. Gene Ontology annotation, molecular function: protein-transporting ATPase activity; protein binding. Gene Ontology annotation, cellular component: mitochondrial outer membrane. The transcript has 4 exons.
GGGAACAUUUUUGAACCCUCGAACUUGUCACCCAGACUUUUGUCUUGCUAUCUCCGUCCUUCUCCCUAACAUUUUGUUUGCAUCUUUCUAGCUUUCCUUUUCUUGUACAUUAGUCCUCACCAUGGCAGAGCCGAUCGGGAUCGAUGCUUCGCGCGCUGCGCCAUCUCUGUGGGAUCGCGUCUCGAAUUGGGUAUCGGAGAACAAAGCAGUUGCAUACACCAUCGCUGGAACUGUCGUGGUUAUCACCAGCGCUGGGGCCAUCUACUACUUCUCCGGUCAGAAAUCGACACCGUCGUCUUCACCUACAGAAAAGCGAAAGAGUAAGAAAGAGCGACGGAAAGAAAAGAAAGCCGCGGAAGAGGCACAGAAGUCUGGCAUCAGUCUGAACGAUACUGAAGCUGGGACUGUGCCCAAGCCUCCCACCGUCGAGACCGAGGACGAACUGCCCGAGAUCAACGAAUCCACGGUAGAGAGUUUUACUGCCGAGGAUCGAGCGACAUAUGCAGGGAAGCUGAAGGCUGCAGGCAACAAAGCUUAUGGCUCGAAGGAUUACAACAGGGCCAUUGAGCUGUAUGGAAAAGCUAUUCUAUGCAAGCCUGAUCCUGUCUACUACUCCAACCGUGCUGCCUGUUACAAUGCGCUUAGCGAAUGGGAUAAAGUCGUUGAAGACACUACUGCGGCGAUUUCUAUGGAUGCAGAAUAUGUCAAGGCUUUGAAUCGACGAGCCCAUGCUUACGAACACCUGGGCUUCUUUUCCGAGGCUCUCCUCGACUACACUGCUAGCUGCAUUAUCGAUGGAUUCAAGAAUGAAAAUAGCGCACAGAGUGUUGAGAGACUACUGAAAAAGGUGGCUGAGAAGAAGGGAAAGGCGAUACUCGCCGAGAAGAAGAAUAAAUUGCCCAGUGCCACAUUCGUCUCCAACUACCUCCAGAGCUUCCGUCCGCAACCACCGCCGUCUGGUUUGGAAGAAAGUGCGGAUCUCGGCGAGGAGACGGGCAAGGGUCAACUUCAACGCGGGCUCAACGCUAUGAAGAAGAGAACCGCAGAAGGGUAUGAUGAAGCAUCUGCGGCGUUCAAGAAGGCCUUGGAGCUUGGGGAUCUCGGCGAACACGAGGCUUUUGCUCACAACAUGCGUGCGACAUUCCUUUAUCUGGAGGGGGAUACAACGCCGGCCCUAGAAGACCUUACAAAGGCCAUCGAACUGCAACCUGCUUUCACACAAGCAUACAUCAAACGUGCCAGCGUCCAGCUUGAGCUUGGCAACAAGGACCUGGCCUCAGACGACUUCGACAAAGCCACAGCGCAGAACAAGGACGAUCCUGACAUCUUUUACCACCGUGCACAGCUUCACUUCAUCCUGGGAGAGUUCGCUGAUGCGGCAAAAGAUUACCAAAAGUCGAUCGAUUUGGACAGAGAGUUCAUUUACUCACACAUCCAAUUAGGUGUUACUCAGUACAAGAUGGGAUCCAUUGCGUCCUCGAUGGCCACUUUCCGCCGAACGAUCAAGAACUUUGACAAGGUUCCUGAUGUGUACAACUACUACGGUGAGCUGUUGCUUGACCAACAGAAGUAUCAGGAAGCUAUCGAAAGAUUCGAUACAGCCAUUGAGAUGGAGCGGCAGACAAAACCCACAGGAGCUAUCAAUGUACUGCCGUUGAUCAACAAAGCUCUUGCUCUCUUCCAAUGGAAGCAAGACUUCAAAGCAGCCGAAGACCUCUGCGAAAAGGCACUAGUUUUGGAUCCUGAGUGCGAUAUUGCGGUUGCCACCAUGGCCCAAUUGCUUCUCCAACAAGGCAAGGUCGUGAAAGCUUUGGAGUACUUUGAACGUGCGGCAGAGCUUUCAAGGACGGAAGGAGAGAUCGUCAACGCACUGUCCUAUGCCGAAGCUACUCGAACACAACUUGAAGUCUCGCAGAAAUAUCCCCAGCUCGCUGCUCGUCUACAACAAAUGGAGGGAGCCGGACUCGGCGGGCCCCAGAUGAGAUAAAAUUGGCGACGAAACACUAUGCACCUUGAUUGAUUUAAUGCAUAUGGCGAAGCAUCUCUCCCUCCUCCUCUCAUUUCUUGUAUCAUGGGCCGACGUACUGACGAGCGAUCUAUAUGAGGCUUCUAACCUGUACGUAAUGGGGAUUCUCUUGUUAGCCUUCGGGACAUGGGCCUUUCUAUUUGCAUGGGGUGGACGGCACCCCGAGUUAGGGUGUGGAUUUAAUGCAGGACGUUGAUCAAAAGACAGAAAAGUCCCGGUGUACGGAGUAUAUCAUUGUAUAAUAAGACUUGGAGAUGAAAACGAUUUUGACUGCUCGGAGACGGGCCACUGUAAAAU